AUGCCUCUGAACGAGAUGCGUUGGAAGGUAGCAUGCUUGUUCUUGAUGGCAGCAGCGACAUGCCAUGCUGGACAAGUUGUAGAUGUCGAUGGCGGUUCGACAGUGUUCAUGAUGAACACAACCAAUCCGUUUCAUCCGUCGAAGAGCUUGUCCUUUGCUCAUGUUCUCUUCGUUGGGUUUGAUCUCACCUACGCGGAUACUGCUGGUCUCCGUGGAUACAUAGCUCAGGACAUCGCGCAACUUGGCAGGUACUAUGCCAAGACCAAGUUCGGCUGCAUCACGCAGUGCGACUCGCAAGACUUCAAUGGAAUCGAUGGCAUUCUGGGUUUGGGGAUGCCGGAUGCAGCCUUGGCAUCCAUCCCUGAGCCUCUCUUCUUCGCCAUCAGUGACGAGACGGGGGAUCCAGCCAACCAGUACAUCUUGAAUCGCAGGAUCUUCACGCUCGUGAGCACAGACGAGGCGGCUGAGCUCCACCUGGGAGGUUACGACCCGCAUGCUGUCACUGAAGAUAUGAAGUACUUUCGGACGACCUCGCAAGCGGAGUACAGCGUUCCUGUCUCCUCGAUUUCGAUGGGUGGCCAUGAGUUCUUGAACUUUGCGUCAGCAGCACAAGCUAAGGGAAGGACGAGCAUUCCAGGCAUUCUAGACUCUGGGACGUCUUGUCUUGUUGUUCCUGACAGCACCUUGGAUGGUCUAUUUCUGGAGUCGCCGUACCAAAGGUUCAUGAACUACAUGCAGCGGGGGCUUUCGAUCUACAUCACAGUAGCAGAUCAUCAGGGAGUUCUGCUCGGGGAUGCUCUCUUCCGCAGUCUCGUCGUACUGUUCGAUCUCACGCAUCCUCUCACGUGCUCGCAUGUGAACGACUUCAAAGGUUGUGUGGCGGAAAGCCAUCCACGACGCUUCUCCAAGAUGAGGUUGGCAAAGAAGAGGGGAAGGGGUCAAGGAUCUCCGUACUUGCGCAAGGCUACCAAGCAGCUUGCAUGGCUGCAGAAGAAAGCCAUGUCCAAGGUCCCUGUGGACUUCUACGAGCAGACUCAGUUCUUCGUCAACGUCUCUUUGGGAACUCCCCGGCAGACUCGAACUGUCAUCCUUGACACGGGCAGCAGUGUCUUCGGUGUCUUCUGCGACCCUCCUCCCAAGCGAGGAGAGGCAACGAAUAGCCACAUCUACCUCCCUCACUUCAUCCCCGCCAGCUUCCUACAGACAGGUGUGUCGGUCUCGAGGAAAGUUUCUCCUGAGCACGAGGAGGGAGUUGAGAGCUUGACCGCUGUUGUUGCUCUCCUUGUCAUUGCCAAUGUCGUCAUGUUUAUGUUGAGAACGUCCCGAAGGCGAGAGCAAGACUCAGUCACUCCACGGGGAUUCGAAGAAGCAUGA
This is a messenger RNA of Guillardia theta CCMP2712, 1374 nucleotides long. RefSeq lists its product as hypothetical. Lineage: Eukaryota; Cryptophyceae; Pyrenomonadales; Geminigeraceae. Gene Ontology annotation, biological process: proteolysis. The transcript is spliced from 12 exons. Gene Ontology annotation, molecular function: aspartic-type endopeptidase activity. The record is from RefSeq and is a predicted model, not a curated record. Bases 1 to 1374 code for a protein of 457 amino acids.